AUGAUAGAACUGAUGAGUUGGCUAAAACAUUUGCUCAUUAAGCGGGAUUUGAUUACCAUCUCCGACUGCCUUUGUGAGCAGCCUGAGGGCAGAAUGUGCCGGGAACAGCAAGAAAAUCUCAUAGACUUGAGAGAUGGUAAACCAAGGGAUGGUAAACCAAGAUAUGGUAAACCAAGAAAUGGUAAACCAAUAAAUGGUAAACCAAGUGAUGGUAAACCAAGAGAUGGUAAACCAAGGGAUGGUAAACCAAGAGAUGGUAAACCAAGGGAUGGUAAACCAAGGGAUGGUAAACCAAGAGAUGGUAAACCAAGGGAUGGUAAACCAAGAGAUAGUAAACCAAGUGAUGGUAAACCAAGAGAUGGUAAACCAAGAGAUGGUAAACCAAGAGAUGGUAAACCAAGGGAUGGUAAACCAAGAGAUGGUAAACCAAGAGAUUGUAAACCAAGGGAUGGUAAACCAAGAAAUGGUAAACCAAGGGAUGGUAAACCAAGAGAUGGUAAACCAAGGGAUGGUAAACCAAGGGAUGGUAAACCAAGAGAUAGUAAACCAAGUGAUGGUAAACCAAGAGAUGGUAAACCAAGGGAUGGUAAACCAAGGGUUGGUAAACCAAGAGAUGGUAAAAAGAGACUCUCUCCAGGUAACAUUUAA
Molecule: messenger RNA, 648 nt
Organism: Procambarus clarkii (red swamp crayfish)
Lineage: Eukaryota; Metazoa; Arthropoda; Malacostraca; Decapoda; Cambaridae
Source: RefSeq, a predicted model, not a curated record